GCCCCGGCGGCGGGAUGAGCGGGCGGGCAGAGGUUAAAGUGAAAAUACCUUUUGGAAACAAAUACCUUGAUGCUAUCUUUUCUGUCCCAAAGAAGAAAUCAACAUAUGGAGUGAUUCUUACCCAUGGAGCUGGAGGAGAUAUGAAUUUCCCUCAUUUAGUGUCUUUGGCAGCUUAUCUUGCAUCCCAUGGAGUUCUGUGCCUGCGAUUUACUUGUAAAGGCCUUAACAUUGCCUAUAGGACUAAGGCCUUCAAAACAGUUGUGGAAUACUUAAAGCUUUCUGAUGAUUAUAAACUUUUGGGUGUCUUCCUUGCAGGCCGUUCCAUGGGCUCACGAGCUGCUGCCUCUGUGAUACGUCAGCUUAGCCAGGAUGAUGAUGAUGACUUCAUUCAAGGUCUAAUAUGUUUAUCUUACCCGUUGCAUCGACCAAAACUUCAGUCCAAGCUACGGGAUGAAGAUCUAUUAUUCAUAAGGUGUCCAGUGCUGUUUGUCUCGGGAUCAGCAGAUGAAAUGUGUGAAAAACAAUUGCUAGAAGGUGUGGCAAGCAAAAUGAAAGCCCCUAAGAAAAUCCAUUGGGUUGGUAAAGCAAACCAUGGGAUGGCAGUCAAAGGACGGACAACAGAGGAUGUCAUGGAAGAAAUAAAUGCCCAAGUUUUUUCUUGGCUUAGAGAGAAUAUUGAACUGGAGCACGAAUGAUUUGCAGUAUCUUCAUUUAGCUGUUCCUAAAUGUGGCAGAUUAGUUUAUUUCUGAGAGGUGUUGUUUUUUUAAAACAGGUGUUUUCAGAGGUCUGAGUGUAAAUGCAAAUAAAACUUUUUUUGUAUGAAUGAAAAAAAAUGCAAAACAAUAAAGAACUUUUUAAAGGAAGGAAAAAA
Molecule: messenger RNA, 872 nt
Organism: Haliaeetus leucocephalus (bald eagle)
Lineage: Eukaryota; Metazoa; Chordata; Aves; Accipitriformes; Accipitridae
Gene: TEX30
Product: testis expressed 30
Exons: 5
Coding region: 15-695 (226 amino acids)
Source: RefSeq, a predicted model, not a curated record